AUGGACUCUGACGUGGACAACGGGAUCGCGAACAAUCGUAGGAACAAGCAAAUUGAGAUCAUCUCCGCAAAAAGCCUAAAGUCCUGCGGCGAUCCGUCCUUGCAGUACUUUCGCGAAGAGCCAGACGUUCUCAACCCGCGGAUCGUCAUGGUGGACGCACUUGAGUGUCUUGACGAGCAAGCAGCGGGGGGCGGGGAAAAAGACACACAUCCUGAAGAGGGCGAUGCAAACUAUGAC
This is a messenger RNA of Amoebophrya sp. A120, 237 nucleotides long. The record is from the annotation of a GenBank genome assembly. NCBI's taxonomy places the organism in Eukaryota, Dinophyceae, Syndiniales, Amoebophryaceae.